Molecule: messenger RNA, 2907 nt
Organism: Verruconis gallopava
Lineage: Eukaryota; Fungi; Ascomycota; Dothideomycetes; Venturiales; Sympoventuriaceae
Exons: 3
Coding region: 39-2186 (715 amino acids)
Biological process (GO): regulation of DNA-templated transcription; DNA-templated transcription
Molecular function (GO): DNA binding; DNA-binding transcription factor activity, RNA polymerase II-specific; carboxy-lyase activity
Source: RefSeq, a predicted model, not a curated record
GUGGUUGCGCAUCAAAUCGUUCGAUAUAGGUCAGUCAAAUGGACCAUGAAGCGCCUGGCGCGCACCAGCCGGCGUCAGAACGGGCCCAAGAUUCUAGCCUUCCCGCAGACGCUUCGUCCAGCAGGCCGUCUGCGGACUCAAUUGGCGAAGCGCUUCUGGCAAAACGAAGAGCUCGACCGCAGAAGGUGUGCCGCCCUUGUCGUCUUCGAAAGGUAAAAUGCAGCUACGAAAUCCCGUGCCAGACCUGCAUCGAGCGGGGCCACCCGGAACUCUGCCAGUACGUUGCGGAUCCACCCGCCAAACGCGUUGCCGUCGAGUCUUCAGCAUCGCGCGCCGGCGACGCGGAGCAGUGGGCGCCAUCGAAGCAGGAAUGGGAUGCGCUUCAGCAGCGGCUCGUCAACAUCGAGAGCUUGCUCGUCGAACUCAAGGAAGCCAAGACCAGCACUGGUGCCAAGUCACGCCGGUUGGGUCAGAGCAGGCUCGAGGCGGACGAGGACAGCAGCGUGUCUGAUACUACAGUCAACCCGGCGAUCCUUGCCAAACGAGGUUUCAGUGAUGAUGCCGUUUACUUGGGAGGCAAUUCCGUCCCUGCCAUGGUCACGGCUCUGGCCAACGAGCAGCACAGCGACCUGGAGGUGCAGAACCUGCUGAGCAAAAGUGUGUUGCCCAUUUUCGGCUUGGACAAUGAUUCUGCAACGUACCCGUUCGUCGACCUAUGGGGCAUACCGCACGGCUCCUUUCAGCGCAUCGAGCUGCUGUGUAAGCUCUUGCCCGCAACCGACGGCGAGUGCAUCCGGAUCUUCAAGCUGUACCGAGACACUCCACACGUCAUAUUUCCCGGCGUCGUGGACAUUGCAGAGUUCGAGAGCGACCUGCUCGACUUCUUGAGGACGCGUGCGACUACCUCGCUUACCCUAGGCGUUGGACCACUGGCAACGCAGGUGGUGUUCGGCAAAAGCCUGCAUUGGCUGGGACUGUUGUUUGCCAUACUCGGCUCGGGGAUUCAGAGCUCCGAGCUGCCUCGCAAAGAAAGACAGAUGAAGUCACAGGUUUAUGUCUGCUGUGCAUACGAGUGCCUUCGAAUAGUCAAUUAUUACACGCAAACGACAUUAGAGGAUCUACAAAUAUUACUCGUCCUUGGGAAAAUAAUAUCUAAUAAUAUGAAUGCUGGAACAUCUUGGUCGCUCUUGGGCCUCACGAUACGACUUGCUCAGACUCUGGGUCUGCACUACGACCCUCCAUCCACAGAUCCUAACUUGCCGCAAACAAAACGUAGCAGCGUUUGGUGGCAGAUUGUAUGGCAGGACAGUUUGUUGUCAAUUACCUUUGAUAGGACAUCUCCGACUACGAUUGUAGCUCAUCAGAGUUACGCUGAGCCCACCCGAGAACUUUCUUAUCUUGAUUGUAUGCGGCGUUUGUGCAAGAUUGGUCUUGACAUUGUGCAGGAGAGGUCCGUUCCAAGGCACGCAAGCCAUCGUCUCCAGCGAUUAGUUGAGUUAAGGGACCAGAUACAGCGCGACUGGAAGCACGCAAAACAACAUCUUCUCGACAUUGCAAAAUGUCGUUCUGAGCGUGACAUGUUGGAGUACUGGAACCUUUAUCUCCACCGCUCGUUCAUCCUCUCUGAGCUGUGCAGACCCUCGAUUCAGUCGAAGCGUCGGAGUCGCGAGAGCCCGGAACUGCUGAUGAAGUUCCGAGAGAUGUGCAUCGAGAAUCUUGCGAAUACCGUCGACGCCUUUCUUGGGUUGCAUAACAUCACCAGAUUUGCAAUGCAGUCAUGGGCCGCCGUGCAUCGUGCCCUGAGUUCAGCUUUGCUGCUUGGAAUACUUGGCGAAGCUUUGAAGAACGCUCGCGUCCAAUCGCUGCUGACACGACUUUCCACUCUAAUGUCAGAUGUCGUUCUCAACAUCGACCCUAGCGAGAUGUCUGCCCCUUUGGCCAGAUCGGUAGAAGCCCUAUCGAAGCUGGCAGCGCCUCCGCAACCACCAAACACAUCGCGUAGCAUGUCGUCCGACUCCAUGUCCGGAUUCAUGCCAAGUCUAGGAAUGCAUUCUGACGUGACCGGCCCUGGAUCUUUACAGUCCUCCCCCGACACAUCACUGUUGGACGAGGAUUCGCCCUUCUCAAUCCUAAACACUAUCUUCUGGGGGGCCCCUCACUCUGCUACCGCUAUGCCACCUUUGUAAGCUUCCGUGCGCUUACAACAGCACGCAUAUGGUGUUUGGCUUUUGCCGGUCUUGACAGGACACGUCUAGCCGCAGAAGUAUUAGUCCAUUAGUUGGCAACGUGUGAUCCCGAACUUGAGACUCCGCCCGCUCGAAGCAGCCGUCAUUCUCGCCAGUCGUUUUGCAGCAUGAUGUCUCGAAGAACGUUGUUUUCUUGCAACAACAAAUCUCUUUCCUGCUCAAGUUGCUUGAUGUAAGACGUUGCACUGGUAAGGAUGCCGACCUUGGUCAUCUGAGCGCUGGAGAUCUCUGCGCCAAUCUUUGCGGAGGAGACUUGAGGCACCACUCCCUUCAGACCGUUAAGAGCGUCGCUCACCGAGUCGCGAUACUUUUUCUCGAUUUCGUUGUGCGUCUUGCGGUUCGAGGUCGCUUUGCGACCGCUGCGGUUGCGGACACGUUUGGGCGCAGAUUGCUUGCUUGUAGAGGGCGUAUCGAGAGAUGUGUCUUGUAUGGUUAGAGGAGGGUAGUCAUCCCACGCAGGCUGUGUAGCUGUAUUGUAUCUUGUCGUAAAGAGGAUCUCAUUUGUUGGCCAGCAUGCGGUAACGAAUUGCUCCGUUGUCAAAGCCAUGAUUGUCCGCUUCAACCAACGGACCACAGGACGAAUUAGAGGCCAACAGAAAGUGCUGCGGCGUAUCCGGGUCCACGCGUGCAGCUUCAGAAGUGCACAGAAUUGAUACGUGAG